UCAUCCACCUAAUUAAAUAAAUGAAACAAAGUACAAUAUGUGUCAGGAGUCAGGACAUAAUUAAUUCACCCGAACCACCCCCCAGUAAACCUGUGAAGGGCUGAAGGCUUAUUUCUUCUCGAGAAACAAGAAGGCACACAUUUGCUUCGUUUCAAAUAUGGAAAACGCUUCUAAAGUUACAAAGUUAGAUUAUAAAAUCCUUUUCAUGCGCCGCUAGGUGUCACUACACUGCUAAUUAGCCACCUUUAGUCACUUGCCAAUUUCUUCUUCAUCACCUGGUUCUUUAUAGUACUAUAGAAAACCCUAACCCUGCCCAAAUCCUGGAAACACUAAACCCAGUCUUUGUUCUAAAGCAAUGGAUUCCCUAAAGAAAAAGGGGAAGAUGACUCCCAUCUUUACCACUCCUAAAACCAGCGAUCUUGACAAAAUGGUUUUGGAGCAGACAUGCAGCAAUCCAUUUUGUUUCUUUUGUAUCAUGAAAGAGCCAGACCCAUCUCUCAGAAGAGCUGGAAUAGCAAGUUGUUUCAAGGAAAUGCCUCUCAUCGGCGAUGACCAACAACAUGUUUUGGUGCUGAGUGGCCUUUGGAAUAUUGCCAUGACGCAGCCAGAUGAUCCUGAGUUCCCAUCCCUUGGCAUCUUUGACUGCAUGGCAAGUUUCAUAGACAAAGGAAUCAAUGAUAGAUGCUGGCUUCUUAGGGACCAGAACAUCUACAUUCCCUACUAUGCUGCUCAUGUUAUUGGUUCUUAUACUAUGAACAAGGUUGAGUUUGCGGAGAAAGCUGUCCUGGCAGGUGUGAUACCUCCAUUAAUGGAGCUUCUAAGGGGAAAGAUAAGUUGGGUUGAACAAAGAGUUGCGGUUCGAGCUCUUGGUCACCUUGCCAGCUAUGAGAGAACCUUUGAAGCAGUAGCCGCUUAUGAAGAGGAGGUAGUGCGAUUAGGCAUGCACUUAGCUUCCACUUGCCUGGAUGAAGUGUAUGUUAAGUUUGUAGGUGUGAAGGAUAAAAGUAAGAGAUCAAAAUAUCACUGUGACUUGCUUACAAGAGGAGUUGGUGGUUUGGAAAUGGAAAACCGGAAGGCUGAAGAAUGGGCUAGCCAGCUUCAGUGCUGGUCUCUCUAUCUUCUCAACUGCUUUGCUUGCAAAGAGAGAUCUCUGAAUCUUAUUUGUAAGCAAGAGUUUUUGACAAAAUUGUCUGGAAUGUGGGGUGGAUUGAUAAAUCACUCAUCACCAGCUGGGGUGGGACUGAUUAGAAUUUUGUGCUACAGUAAAUAUGGAAGAAAAAGCAUCUCUGAAUCUAAGGAUGUCUUAGAGAAUCUAUGUCAUCUCUCGAGAUCAUCAGAUGAUUGGCAGUACAUGGCCAUUGAUUGUCUUCUAUUGCUUCUCAAUGACCCAGAUACGAGGUACAAGGUUAUUGAAAUUGCCACCAUGUUUCUUAUCGAUUUGGUUGAACUCAAAAGCCUGGGAGACAGAUCAAGAUUAGGUGAAACAAUCACAAAAGCCCUCCUCUUAGAUUAUAAACAAAGCAAAUUUAGAAUCAAGAACAGCCAAGUUCAAAAGGGUUUACAGGAAACAUGGGAGUUGAAGGUAGAAAGGAGAAAGAGAGAAAAAGUUAUGUCCGAGGAAAAAGUUGAAGAAAGAAGGGUCCUAGGAAACCUGAUUAAGCAACAAGCAAACCAUAUGUUCUGGUUGGGAGAUGUAGAAGCAGCUGUAAAGAGCUACACCGAAGCAUUAGAUGCAUGCCCUUUGAAGCUUAGAAAAGAGAGAAUGGUUCUCUACAGUAAUCGAGCUCAGUGUUAUUUGAUGCUUAGAGACCCUGACGCUGCCAUCAGAGACUCGACUCGAGCUCUUUGUCUCUCCAAUCCUGCAAAUUCUCAUGGUAAAAGUUUGUGGAGACGAUCGCAGGCUUAUGACAUGAAAGGGUUGGCUAAAGAGAGCUUGAUGGACUGUAUAAUGUUCAUCAAUGGCUGCAUCAACUCAGAGACUAGCAAGCGUUUGAAGAUUCCAUAUAAUGCAGCUCGUAUGAUCAGCAAACACAUGGAUGCCACAUGGCUCUUUGCCAAUGCCCAAUCGAAGGCCACGAUCAGUCAUCUGCGAGCAGUACAAGAAUCAGACGAUGAUUAUGAGAUAAGUAGCAACGAAGACCAAGAAUGUGAUGAAAUGAUGAGGAUGAUGAUGGAGAAGAAAAGUAUGGCAUCCGGGCUGUCCACCAUAAUUGAAGAACCUUUGAUUGUAAAGGAAAGAAGCUGGAAAGAAACGAAAAGGGCAAGAAGAAGAAACAAAGCUGUUGUGGCUCGAUCUAUGUAAAGCCAAAUAAAGAUCACUACAUGUUGAAGUAAUGAUGCCUUUGUUUGGGCAUCAAGUUUUCCAUAUAUGGUUCAUUAAUCUCAAAUUCUCCAUGACAUUGCGGAUUGUUUGUGAUUCAAAUUAAAAAAUUAUCAUGGAGAAAUAUUUUGGCUGUUUUGA
Theobroma cacao (cacao) is the source of this 2461-nucleotide messenger RNA. Its product is annotated as ARM-repeat/Tetratricopeptide repeat (TPR)-like protein. The record is from RefSeq and is a predicted model, not a curated record. Gene Ontology annotation, molecular function: protein binding. Lineage: Eukaryota; Viridiplantae; Streptophyta; Magnoliopsida; Malvales; Malvaceae.